This is a messenger RNA of Gavialis gangeticus (Gharial), 6131 nucleotides long. It is a transcript of the gene CAPN6, whose product is annotated as calpain 6. Gene Ontology annotation, molecular function: calcium-dependent cysteine-type endopeptidase activity. Bases 422 to 2353 code for a protein of 643 amino acids. The record is from RefSeq and is a predicted model, not a curated record. NCBI's taxonomy places the organism in Eukaryota, Metazoa, Chordata, Crocodylia, Gavialidae. Gene Ontology annotation, biological process: proteolysis. Gene Ontology annotation, cellular component: cytoplasm. The transcript is spliced from 14 exons.
AGAUAAUAGCUACUGGAGUAAUGUCAAGUCAUUUUAAGGGGCUUGAUAUGUAAUGCAGUACCUUUUCACUUAAAUGGACCCCAGAGUGGUUUGCAAGCUUAGCUUGUGACUUCAUAAAGAGUAUCUCCCUACACAUAGAAAGGGGUGGGAGUUAAAAUGCCUCCCUUUCACUCAAGAGGUGAUUGAUUAGCAUGUGGCUAAUACCCAAUCCAGGCAAACAAGUAAAAGGGGCCAAGCCUUGGUUUUUCUAUCACUGAAUACUCCAUACCCACAGGGUCCAGUUCUUUCUUAUUAGAACUCCUGUGUGUCUUAAAUGUCUCUCUCAAAAGAUCACCUCAAGGCAAGAAGAGGAUACGUUUCCGAAAACUGAAGGGGAAACCUAAAACAAGGAUUUGCCAUAGAAGCUCAUUCCAGAAGGAAUAUGUCAUCGCUGAAAUUGUUCAAAGAUCAGAAAUAUCACACGCUCAAGCAGCAGUGUCUCAAACAAAGGAACCUCUUUGAAGAUCCCGAGUUUCCAGCAUCAGACGAAUCCCUAUUCUACAAGAGACAUCUGCCUGGGACAGUGGAGUGGAAACGACCAAAGGAACUCUGCGAAGAUCCCCAUCUGUUUGUGAAUGGCAUCAGCUCCCAUGACUUACACCAAGGGACACUGGGAAACUGCUGGUUUGUGGCAGCUUGCUCCUGUUUGGCUCUUUGGGAGAAUCUGUGGCAAAAGGUUAUUCCAACCUUUAAGGAACAAGAAUGGGAUCCAAAGAGGCCAGAGAAAUAUGCAGGGAUAUUCCACUUCCGGUUUUGGUGUUUUGGAGAGUGGACUGAUGUGGUCAUAGAUGACCGGUUGCCAACAAUGAAUGGAGAGCUGAUCUACUGCCAUUCGAAUGUGCAGAAUGAAUUCUGGAGUGCCUUGCUGGAAAAAGCUUAUGCAAAGCUGGCUGGGUCUUACGAAGCCCUGGAUGGGGGCAGUGCUGCAGACGCCCUUGUCGAUUUCACCGGGGCCACGGCAGAAUCCAUUGACAUGGUACAAGGAAAAUAUGGCAUGAAUAUUUCUGAGCAAAUGAAGCUGCUUAAUGACUUAAUGAAAGUACAUGAAAGAGGCGGGUUAAUCAGCUGUUAUAUCUCGACUUCAUCCACCAAUGACCAGGAGGCAGAAACUGAGAACGGCCUGAUCAUUGGCCAUGCCUACUCGGUGACAGCCGUUCGGAAGGUGCACCUAGGAAAGAGACAUAGAUGCUUUUCCAAGUCAGAGAAGCUGUUCAUGAUCAGACUGAGGAACCCAUGGGGCAGCAGGGAGUGGCACGGAGCCUGGAGUGACAGUUCUGAAGAGUGGAAGAAAGUCAGUGAAUCGGAGCGUAAGAGAUUGGGACUCACCAUUAGAAACGAUGGGGAGUUCUGGAUGACAUUUGAGGACUGGUGCAAGAACUUCACGGAUGUUGACGUGUGCCGGAUUAUGAACACUUCCUGCUUUAGUAUCCACAAGACCUGGAAAAAGAGAAUGGUGCGUGGGGCUUGGACAAAGAAUUCAGAACCGUUGCUAAACCGCUCCGGAGGAUGCUUCGAUAACCAAGCCACCUUCCUACAAAACCCCCAGUAUGUCUUCGAUAUCAAGAAAGCUGAGGACAAAGUGCUGAUCUCACUGCAGCAACAGGACCGGCGCAUGUACAAGAAGGAUGGGAAAGGGGACAACUUCCCAACUGGCUUUGAAAUCUUCAAGGUGGAGGACAACAGAGAAUACCGAAUCCACAAGCUGACAAUACAAGAGAGAGUGGCAACAUCCAUGUACAUCAACACACGCACCGUGUUCCUAAAGAAGCUCCUUCAGAAAGGCCGCUAUGUCCUCAUUCCAACAACGUUCCUUCCUGGUGUUGUUUCUCAGUUCAUUUUGAGGCUCUUUACAGAUGAACCAUCAAAACUUAGAGAGCUGAAGUCAGAUAAGCCUACAUGGACAUGCUGGAGCCUCUUAUGUGGUUACCCUCGCAGAGUCACCCAAAUUAAAGUUCACUCUGUGGAGGGCCUACAAAAGCAAGACAGAUAUGGUGGAGCAGACCCUUACCUGAUCAUUAAAUGUGAGAACCAGAAAGUUCGCUCUGCUGUCCAGCAAGACACUGUCAAUGCCAUUUUUGACAUGCAAGCAGUUUUCUACAGAAAGAACAUGGACUGUCCCAUUACUGUCCAGGUCUGGAACAGCAACAUCUUGUGUGACCAGUUCCUUGGACAAGUGCUGCUGGCAGCAUUGCCCAGUGACCCCAGAGAACAGCAGACUCUGCGGCUCCGAGGGAAAGGCGGCGGAGAAGCAGACGAAAUGCCGGGUCACAUCACCGUCAAGGUUGUUUCCAGCGACGACUUUAUGGAGCUAUGAAUACCAAAGCCCUGUGGACCCAGACAAAGCUGUCACCUCGCAGCUGGGGGCCUUGUCUGUGCUUUCAGUGUGAGUGACUUGGGAGCAAAAAUUGCACAAAACCAUAAAUCAUUUUAAAAGAAAAGCCCCCUUGUUCCCCAUUUCAGCACAGCUAUAAGCAGGAGAGGAUUUUAUACAGAAAGAAAAUAUAUCAUGCAACAACUAUAGUAGUAGGGGGCAACACUAAUUCAGUGACCAAGCUCGUUACAAACCACCACACUAUCUGUCCUUCCCAGAUAUUUGGUGCAUCGCUCUAUAUCAUGGCACAUCAUAUUACAGCAUAUCUGACUACUUUUGGAGGGCUUCGGUGCAAUGUGUUUAUGUUAUAUUUUUUUAUGGCAAUGAGAGUGGAGCCAGACAGGAAAGAAGCUGAUUUCCAUGGUGACACCUGGGAGGGUAAGGGGCAAAGGUGGCAUCCUGGGCCCAAAUGCUUGUCCACUAUUGGAAACGUUUAAUAGCGUGGUUUUCAUUUAUGAGGCAGAUUGUUCUGGUCUUAAAUGAGUUGAAACUGGCUUCCUUUUAUAUAAUGCUACAAUUGCUCUUAUUAAUGGUACUCUUAUUAUGUGAUUGUCUCCAGUGAAAUGUCACUGCUCGAGGCAUCAGAGCACUUAUUUUGCAUAGGCCUAGGGAACCCUGCGGAAGAGGAAUCCCAGUGUUCAAAUAGCAGUAGGGCUAAGCGGUUGAACAGUGUAACUAGUGUGAGUUUUGCCCGGGCAAAGACCACUGGACUUACCCUCAUAUUCUUUCUUCCUGAGCCAGCCAGCAAGCUGAGGUCUCUGACCACGAGAAGGGCGCCUACAAAUCCAUCAAUGGCUUUGACCUAGCAGAAACUCAGUAAGAAGAGCCUCUAGUCACAAGAGCCUCUCUGAAUAGCAGUUUGAUACGUGAGACACUUUACCAAAGGGCUGUCCUUGUUGUUGAACAUCCCCUUCAUGCCACUUGUACUGCUGAGCAUGGUACCAAGGAUUCGCUGUAGGAGGACACAGCCCUCCUGGGGGGGGGUCUGGAAGGUAGAGCUGUAGUAGGCUAGCAUUUUUUUUAUCACACCCUAUUUUGUGUGAGGGACUAAUAGCCUUUAACCGGCUGUAUCAUAGGACUAAGUUCUCCCACAGAGUUGGCCGGGAUAGAAGCUUCCUUCCAGCCUUUGCAGGUAGCCUACUAGUUAGGUUUCCCUUGAACAGAAAGCACCUGUGCCGUUGAGCGAGGUAGCAAAUUCUAGGCGUAAAAUCAAUUCAUAAUGAACUCCAGACCCUUCACCAUUCGCCUGUUCAGUGUUCGUGUUGCAAAUUCUGCUCUUGGGGUUCAGCUUUCAGCUUUGCAUUCAGACAACAGCUGAAUCCUGGGUAGGGCUGAAUUUUCACUCAUGCAGAAGUGAUGCCAGGCAUCUUGUGAAUCUUUUUCUAGUGGGUGAAAUGCUUUAGGGCAGAAUUACAUGAAUAUUUCUGCAAAAUAUUGUGAGGAUUUGUUCUGCAGCUUGAAACACCCCGCUGGCCCUGUGUGAAAAUGAGAUGAGUGGUAUCCUGAGGCAGGGAGGGAAACACACAAAUGAAUCCGCCGCUGUGCUAGUUGACUGCCAUUGGCUUGGUUUCAUGUGUCAAAUCUUCACAUCCAGAUUUAGCCCUGAAAAGGCUUGUGACUAACCAGUUUCACAUUAUGCCGGUAUAUGCACGCAUUUUGCAUAAUUUGCAUAAUUGUACUCUCUACAAAAGAAUGGGUUUCUGGAUAUUCUUUUGGGAGAGAGAAGUAUAUAUCUGCGGGAGUGUAAAGGUCCAGCUUUCCAAGACAGCUCAGGCCCUGGACAAGCAAGAAUGCUUUUAAGGGCCAGGUACAAACAUCACAAAGCAUCUGGGCUCUGCUUGAGGCGCUGCUGGCAGUUACCAGGCCUGAGUCUCUUUGCCCGCUAUUUUGACACCCUUGUAACUCUGGUGUCUACAGUGGAGUUACUCCAGACCUGCAACAAUGCAAGCCAGCAAGAGACUUGUGCUCUUCAGGUGCACAAUAAUUAUGCAAGGUCCCAGAUUUUAAGACAAAGCAACUUUCUGAAGUCUCACCAGCUGGCAGGGAGGGAUGCUCAGGGUAGAGCCUUGUCAGGCCAGCAAAGCCUCCACUGCAUGAGCUCCAGGAGGACCCAGAAAACAGAUGUUUAAAGUGGAGCAGACAAUAAAAGCUGCUCCUGUGGACUGAAUCAUAUCCUAGUCAGCAGAACUGUCCCCUCAGCAGUGCACCACUCUGAAGUGGGGUAUGGCCCCCAGGUAGCGUCAUGUAUCCGUUUGUUGGCAGAAGCCCUUUGCCUUUUGCAAAGUAAAAGAAACACGGGCUACAGCAGCUCCUGUGUGCUUGCCUAAGUAUACACAAAGGUACAAAGCAGCCCAGCUUUCUUGUAAAGGUGCUAGAGACUGCAAAAAUUACAGUCCCAGAGGUGCAGGUCUCUACCCUGUGGCGUGCAGCUAUGCUGGCCUGGCAAGAAGGAGUGGUAGGGAGGGCUCGCCUAAUGUCAUCAAAGCUCGGGUGGUUCUGUUGUCUCAUUCCCUUCUUGCAAGGCUGUCCCACAGAAACAGAGACAAGUGUUGACUUAAUGAUACUAAUAACUGGUAAAUUCAGACAAUGGAGAGGGAGCAUUGCCUUGGGCAUGGUUCCAGCACAACACCAUUCCCUGGCAUGUAUGAAGGAGUUGGGCAUUUUAUGAUCAAUAGGAUUAUCUGUGGUUCUGCAUUAAUUAGUGUUUGGAAAUGAGAUGUCAGUGUAACAACAGCCUGGGCAGCAACAACAGCCUGGGCAGCAUUUGCCUAUUAGCAGGUGUUAAUGCAAGCUGGGGAAUGCCCAUUGGGGUCUGUGACUCACGGAGGCAGCUGACUGCCUUGUUACCCUACCCAGCCAUAUGGAAGAUGGAAACAGGCCCUGGUAGGGGGAAGAAGCCACACUUAGCUGGGUGUUGUCUGUUCCUGAAGCUAGACCCCAGGAAGAUGAGGUUGGACCAGUAGGGCUGAAAUGGCAUCUUCUCAUGGCACUAUGCAUCUUCUUGUGUCUGUGAGGCUAGGGUAAGUAAUGGGUGUCUGCUUAUAAGAGAAACAUCACGCAUUAAAGUCAUGGGCAUCGCUACAGAACACACGAGUGUAGAAAAAGCAAGUGUAGUAUCAAGCAAGAAAAAUUUUUUGAGAACAGACAAAAUGUUUGGCAGUCCUGCCAGUGGAAAGGCCUCAGGAAGUUGAAUGGAUUUGUUCUGACUUUUUUAGAGCAAGACUUCUUUUGGUUUCCAUACAUUCUUGCCCUUGGUAGGAAGGCAAGGACUGAGUAACACAGAAACAGAGAGAGGCCAAGCCAGGCUGUAGAUGCACUCCUAGGCCUCCCUGAGCUGGCUCCGUUAAAGUGUUCAGUGCUGCCAGUUUGCAAACACUCCUGCUUAACCUUUUCUUUGCCUUCAUUUGUACCCUGCAAGUGAAUUAGACAUGUGGUUACUGCAUCUUUGGCCCAAGCCCCACCGUGUCUUGGAUAGAGUGAACAAAAUCCACAGCCAACCUCACUGGGGCUUUGCCUUCCCCUCCCCAAUGUGAUCUCUAGCCCUUCUCUUUUCUGAAGCUCCCUUCCCUCCCCCUCAGUCUUCUCCUCUACGGUCACUAUUACAGCACAGAAAAUGCCCAGUUCCUCUCCCCUCAGCCAAGCGUAGGCCGAUGCUGAUUUAUGGCUCCCUGGCUCACAGGACCAGUCAUCUCCAAGGAGAAUAAUAGAUUGAAUUUGCUGA